UUAAAAUCAAGUGAAGUGGCCAUUUUGUGAAGAGUCGAAGACUGAGCGGUUGUCUCCGCAUUGCCGACCUCCAGCAGCAGUCGGCUUCUGCACGUAGAACCAGGGAGUAGGAGACUCAGAAUCGAAUCUCUUCUCCCUCCUCCCUCCUGUUUUCGGCUUUGUGACAAACCUUAUCAUCAAACACAAUGGCCAGCAACGUUACCAACAAGACAGAUCCUCGCUCCAUGAACUCCCGUGUGUUCAUUGGGAAUCUCAACACUCUCGUGGUCAAGAAAUCUGAUGUGGAGGCAAUCUUUUCGAAGUAUGGCAAAAUUGUGGGCUGCUCUGUUCAUAAGGGCUUUGCCUUCGUUCAGUAUGUUAAUGAGAGAAAUGCCCGGGCUGCUGUAGCAGGAGAGGAUGGCAGAAUGAUUGCUGGCCAGGUUUUAGAUAUUAACCUGGCCGCAGAGCCAAAAGUGAACCGAGGAAAAGCAGGUGUGAAACGAUCUGCAGCGGAGAUGUACGGCUCCUCUUUUGACUUGGACUAUGACUUUCAACGGGAUUAUUAUGAUAGGAUGUACAGUUACCCAGCACGUGUACCUCCUCCUCCUCCUAUUGCUCGGGCUGUAGUGCCCUCGAAACGUCAGCGUGUAUCAGGAAACACCUCACGAAGGGGCAAAAGUGGCUUCAAUUCUAAGAGUGGACAGCGGGGAUCUUCCAAGUCUGGAAAAUUGAAAGGAGAUGACCUUCAGGCCAUUAAGAAGGAACUGACCCAGAUAAAACAAAAAGUGGAUUCUCUCCUGGAAAACCUGGAAAAAAUUGAAAAGGAACAGAGCAAACAAGCAGUAGAGAUGAAGAAUGAUAAGUCAGAAGAGGAGCAGAGCAGCAGCUCCGUGAAGAAAGAUGAGACUAAUGUGAAGAUGGAGUCUGAGGGGGGUGCAGAUGACUCUGCUGAGGAGGGGGACCUACUGGAUGAUGAUGAUAAUGAAGAUCGGGGGGAUGACCAGCUGGAGUUGAUCAAGGAUGAUGAAAAAGAGGCUGAGGAAGGAGAGGAUGACAGAGACGGCGCCAAUGGCGAGGAUGACUCUUAAGCACAGUGGGGUUUAGAAAUCUUAUCCCAUUAUUUCUUUACCUAUGCGCUUGUCUAAGAUCAAAUUUUUCACCAGAUCCUCUCCCCUAGUAUCUUCAGCACAUGCUCACUGUUCUCCCCAUCCUUGUCUUUCCCAUGUUCAUUAAUUCAUAUUUCCCUGCGCCUAGUCCCAUUUUCACUUCCUUUUUGACGCUCCUAGUAGUUUUGUUAAGUCUUACCCUGUAAUUUUUGCUUUUAAUUUUGAUACCUCUUUAUGACUUAACAAUAAAAAGGAUGUAUGGUUUUUAUCAAAAAAAAAAAAAAAU
Molecule: messenger RNA, 1371 nt
Organism: Callithrix jacchus (white-tufted-ear marmoset)
Lineage: Eukaryota; Metazoa; Chordata; Mammalia; Primates; Cebidae
Source: RefSeq, a predicted model, not a curated record